This is a messenger RNA of Malus domestica (apple), 5247 nucleotides long. RefSeq names its product protein LIGHT-DEPENDENT SHORT HYPOCOTYLS 4-like. Gene Ontology annotation, cellular component: nucleus. The record is from RefSeq and is a predicted model, not a curated record. NCBI's taxonomy places the organism in Eukaryota, Viridiplantae, Streptophyta, Magnoliopsida, Rosales, Rosaceae. Gene Ontology annotation, biological process: response to light stimulus; mRNA transcription.
AAAAAACACAACUCCUCUCUCUCUCUCACAUAAGAAGAAUGAGAGAAGAAUAAUUGUAAUCAUCCACUAUUACGAGUUGAGUUUACUCCACCCUUUUUAGGAAAAAGCCAGUCCCUUAACAUUUUAUGAAAACCAAAGCUCAAAGCUGCAUCCAAUUAUCCAUCCAUCACCUUCCAAUCUUUUCUCUGUAGUAAUAUUGCUCUAUCAAACCAAACAUAAACACCACAGGAGGGGAGAGAUAGAGAGAGUAGUCAAGAGUAACAGUAGUCAUCUCAGUUGCUUGCUUGUACUCUCCCAUCAAUCUCAUCACUUCCCUCUUCACAUCAAAAAUCUUCUUUUGCUUCACCAAUUCCAGCUCCCUCCCCUUCUCCAUCUCUCUCUUCCUCCCUCCCUCCCCCUCUCCAUCUCUUUUCAGAAAUUGGGAAUUCUGUAAUAUCAAUCAAUUACCAAACCUUUUGUCUUCUUUUAUUUCCCCUUCUUCAUCAGUGUGUGGUUUCUCACUAAGGUUUCCUAGUUAGAAAACAAUAUAAAACUUUAACUCUCUCUCUCUCCCUCUCCCUCUAGAAGAAACCCUAGAAAUCAAGACUACUUAAAACAAAAGCAGAAGAAACCCUAAUUCCAUGGAUUCAAUCCAAGAUAUGGAUGGAAGUUCUGGCUCUCACCAUCAUGAGAUCACCAUAGCAUCAAGCCAUAACCUAAUUAUCAACACAUCCACACUGAUGAACAGCACUGCUGCUAGUACUCCUACUACUUCUCUCGCAGCGGCUUCUGGAAGCUCAUCUUCUCCUUCCUCAUCAUCUCCUGGUUCCAGCAGCCGCUAUGAGAACCAAAAGCGGCGUGACUGGAACACCUUCGGACAAUACCUCAAGAACCAUCGCCCUCCGCUCUCUCUCUCUCGGUGCAGCGGGGCCCACGUUCUCGAAUUCCUCCGGUACCUUGACCAGUUCGGCAAGACCAAAGUCCACACCCCAAUCUGCCCCUUUUACGGCCAUCCAAAUCCGCCAGCUCCCUGCCCCUGCCCGCUUCGCCAGGCAUGGGGCAGCCUGGACGCCCUCAUCGGCCGCCUCCGUGCCGCCUUCGAAGAAAACGGAGGCAAGCCUGAAGCCAACCCCUUCGGUGCUCGAGCCGUGAGGCUCUACCUUCGUGAGGUUCGUGAUUUGCAGUCCAAAGCAAGAGGCAUCAGCUAUGAGAAGAAGAAGCGGAAGAGACCGCCGCUGCCUCAACAGUUGCCUCCACCGCCUCUGCCGCCGCCAGGCCAUCAUCUCCAUCAUCCCAGUCAACAAUAAGCCAAAGCUAGCUGUUAACAUCAUCAUCAACGGAAGUUAUGAGGGCCGCCAGUUUAAUUCGUUUCUUGCAAAGAUCUUUCUCUCUUUUUUGGGUUAAGAUACAUAGCUUAUUGAAAGGACUUCACACGAGGAUCAUAUAAAAAUGUCAGAUAUGUACAUAUAUACUUUCUUUAAUGCUUGUGUAUUGUAGAUUGGUGCAUAUGGUCAGACAAGUCUCUCUUUAUCUCUGACUUCCCUUACUUCCCCUUCUCUAUGCUCCCACCUUUUCCUACUUUAUUGUUUAGGAAUAUUGAAUUUAUAUAUGUGCGCCUUCUUCUUGUGGAAAAAUUUAAGAGAGAAUAAAACUGUUUCGACAUCACUAGCUCACAGCAUAUGUUAAUUUACAAUUAUAUAUAGUUUGAGUUUCUAUUAAGCAUAGUGGUGUUUUUAAAAAAAAAUUGCAAUUAAACAAGGUACGUAAUCAUUCCUCCGAGUGAAAUUUUCUCCAGAACUUCUGCCAAUAAAUGUGAGAGCUAUUUACUUUGGUGUCAUGUGUAUCAUAUAGGGCACUGCCUUCACUAUUGGUUUCAAGCACUUUUUUUUUUUUAACAAAUUAUAUUAUCUACAAUAUCAAAGUGGGAGAGUAGACUAAAUUUUAUAAUGGAUUAGUAAUAAUGUGGUUUAAAUUUGUUUUUAAAUAAAAUUAAACUUAAAAUCUUUCACUUAUUAAUAAUAAAAAAGUACUAUUAAAUUGUAGUACUAAUUAAAUAGUGAUCCCCUUUAGUGAGGAAUAUAAAAUAAUAUAUAUUAUUGCUUGUAAAAUUUCAUAUGCUGACUUUCCUUAUUUGUCAAAUCAGUCUCAGAUAGUCAGAUGUUGCUGAACUAAACAGGAAAUAUAGUGGAAUACUGCAAAAGAGUCUGCAGCAAAAAAAGAUGUGAAUAUUGUGGAAUCUAGUGAGAUUUAUAAUUUGGUGAAACAUGGUUAAUUAACUAAAAAAGCAUUUAGUUUAUUUUUGUGGCAAAUCUUCGCAUCCAAUACUUUUUCAUAUUUUGAUGCUAUAGUUUGUUAGGGAAACAUGUCUGCCAUAGUAUUUUAUAGUUAAAAGUGCAAAUUAGCUAAUAAGAAAUUGAGGAAAAUCUUGUUUAAUUUUUCAAUCAGGCCGACACCUAGUCAGUGAUUGGAUGAUGUUGUGUCAAUAUUCCUAUAGGAUUCUGUUAUUAAUAAGUAUUUAGAUUAAUUAAGAAUUUAUUUUCUAUCAAACGGUAGAAACAUUUAUCAGGUGUGAAUGAAAAGUUGAAAACUAUGUAAAAGAUGAUUCCGAGUUGUGUGUAGAAGAGAAAGAAAUACCCUACAUUAGUCAACUUAACUAAACAAAUGUCUGCAUUUUGUGAUAAUUAAGAUGUUGUUGAUCAUUAUUUAGGAGAAGAAAUAAGCUCUAGAAUUAGUUAACAAAUGAUACGUAAUAUAGGUGCUAGAAAAAACCGUCUCUUUUCCUUUCAGUGAAGUAGUGGGGCAUGUAAAGCCACUUUACCUCUCAGCGGAUCGAUUCAUUCUGCUAAUGAUUUCGGUUAUCUAUGGUGUGUUUUAGAUUCCAUGAAGAGACUCCAUCAUUAGUAAAAUAAGGGAAAACUGAUUAAAACUUAAAAGCAUGAACUUUAUGGCGUCAUCAUAUAUAUAGAUAUUAUUAAUUUUGACAAGAUCAACUACUUUAUGGAUGCACCUGGAAAUUAUUUUCUAAUUUACAAUCAUUCAUUACAUCGGUUUUAUACAUGUUGCUGAUCUUAUAAGCUUAAAAUAUAAAGGCUUUUCAGCUAAUAUAUUUUCUGAUAUUGGUAUAACUCUUUACUUUUAUCAUUGAGAUUGAAAAUCGAUGGAAGUGGUCCAUGAGUUUGUCUAUCAUCAAUCAUUUUAGUCAUUUCUUGAAAAAUCUCCUUUAAAUUGAGGGUAUUUUUGUUCAAUCGACCCUUGCACUUGUUUUUCCAUUUAACGGAGAUUUUUUUUACAGAAGAACCAAAAUGAUUGACGGUUGACAAACUCAUGGAUCAUUUCUAUCGAUUUUUAAUGUUGAGGACUAAAGUGAGAGUUAUGCCAAUCUCAGGGAUGAUCAUUUUGGCUAAAAAACCAAAUAUAUGUAUAUAUGUGUGUAUAUUGUUAACUCAUUGCUAAACGUCUUAAGUUUUUAGAGUCCAAUAGUUAUCUGACAUAGAAUCAAAGCUCUUAGUCUAAUUCUGUCUUGACCUGUUACUUGACAAGUUAACUUUUUGAUUAAAAUUGAAUCUGAAUUCUCAGCUUGUUGUCAUUUGAUCACCUUGGUUUUGGUUGCAAAAAUCCAGCCUCUAUUACAAAUCCCUUUUUAUAUUGCGAUUCAUUUUCCUCGAUUGCUCACACACUCUUGAAUUUCUUACACACAGAAUUAAAAGUCGAGCGCAAAAAAAUGGAAAGUUCUUAUAGAAGUUUAUGUGAAUAUAUAGGAUGUAUUUUAGUGUAGUGUGUUCUUACUACCUACUGAAAGAUCAAAGCAGAAUUCAAAAAAGUAUGUAGUUUGCUAAGAAUUUUAGUAUUUUAUUUAACAUGCAUUCCUAUAUUGUUUUCAUUUUCCUUCUGAAUUUCUAGUUUAUGUGAAAUAAUUAAGCAUAGAAUUCUUCUUCAGCGUCAAAUGAGUUAUUAUUUUCGUUACAGAAGUCAUAGUAGCUAAUUUGAUAUGAAAGUAUUCUUGAUGAACAUAUAAAUAUUGAGGAAGGUCAUCCGUAUUUUGCCAAACAAUUCAGUGAAAAGAGAAGAGCUCCUUCUUUAUUCAUAUAGAUAUGAUCUCUUAAUUUUAUAUAUGCAUCUUCAUGUUUUUCAUUUCUGUUCAUUUCAUACUUCAUCAUAUUUGAACUUGCUUGUUAAUCUAUAUAGGGCUCGUUUGUUAUCUAGGACUGGAUUGGAUGGUAUGAUGCUAUUCAAGUUAUGUUGAAAGAAGAUGAAAAAAAAUGUCCAACUUGUAGGUAAAGAUGGAUUUCUCAUUUGAGAAAUUUAUCCAUUUCGAUCAUUUCAAAAUGGUAGCUAGGAGUAAGAUAAAAAAAUUUCAUGUCUAAUCCUCACAAAAUGAAAAAUCAGCCUACUGUAAAUUUUAUGAGAUAUUAAUUCCAGUCAAAUCUUAAUUAUCGAAAGAGAUUAUAGUUUGUGCUCGAUGUAUUUGUUCAUUUAAGUUGGAGAAUUGAUGGUUUUCUAAACUUAAACAUCCUUGCAUGUUGCCAAUAAACGCAAAGGUUACAUGCAUAAAUAAUUAUCUAUUUUUUUUAAUAAAAAUUAUCUUUUACACUAAUUUAUACUAAAGAGGAGAUAGAAAAAUUUAAGCUCGGUACACAGUCAGUUGAAGAAAAAGACUCUAAUCAUCAGUGAAAUCCACCAUUGGCAAAUAAUUAACUAUUUUUGUUUAACUAAAAAGGGUCUGUCUCCGUCAUUUUUAGUCCCAUCAAAUCAUAAACUAAGUGCAUAUGUUUAUUUGUCUUUCAAUUUCAAUAAUUCAUAUAUAUAUAUUAUUUAGCUUUUAGAAAUAUCUGGUGUUGGGGGGGGGGGGAAACUUUUCUAUUAGUAUUGCUAGGAGUCCUUUCCUUUUUCAGUAAUACGUACUUAUCCGGUUAUCCUUUUUGCCUUCUUUCGGCCGCAUUAGGACUCAAGGCGUUUAGAUCUCAUAACAGUAAGCAGAAACAAGAGACAUGAAAGAAGAUGGAGCAUUUCUGUAUUGAUGUUAACCAAAAUACAACAGAUGGCACAGAGGCUAUUUAUAGACCACUAAUAAACUGCUAAACCAACUCUAACAAUUCCAACAACUCAACGCAUCAGAAGAUGCCUGCUUCUAAAUCAAAACACAUCAGGUGGUGAAACGCCACUUAAAUAAGAUCGACCUCGUAUUAAUCGGGAUAAUAGUUGGAUUUGUCUGAUCAGCUUGCCAUGUAUGAAUACUACUGAACUCAUACGAAUCCUCCUCUUCUAAUC